Cyphellophora europaea CBS 101466 is the source of this 1926-nucleotide messenger RNA. RefSeq lists its product as uncharacterized. The transcript has a single exon. Gene Ontology annotation, biological process: DNA-templated transcription. NCBI's taxonomy places the organism in Eukaryota, Fungi, Ascomycota, Eurotiomycetes, Chaetothyriales, Cyphellophoraceae. Gene Ontology annotation, molecular function: DNA binding; zinc ion binding. The record is from RefSeq and is a predicted model, not a curated record. The coding region runs from base 1 to 1926 and encodes 641 amino acids.
AUGACACACUUUCUGCGACCUUGUACUGAUCAAGCUGAUAACCAGGACCAUGCUGCGCCUGACCACAAUGCCAGACGGAACGACCCGGCAACGUACCCUUUCAUUACACCAGAACCAACGCCAGACGUUGCAGAUGGGCACACGUCCUUGGCGGAGACAAACAAGUACCCCAAGAUCACUCAAGACCUAGCUCGUGCUCUUCCUCCUCGAAAAGAGCUCGAAAUCCUGCUCCAGCGAGUCAGCGGGAUCCCCAUGCCGUUAUAUCAGUCCAGCUAUAGAUCCUAUGGUUCUAAUCAAGAGGAAGGAACUCAAGAACAGAUCUCGCUAGCAGGCCUUCUGUCCCACGAAAGCCAUCCUGUCCUACUCGCCAGGCAGAUGCUGCUGCUAGCCGCGGCUUUGCAACGUCUUUCCUCGAAAGAAGAAAUACUAGGAAUUACAGAGCAUCACCACAUUAUCAUGGAAAGGCUUGCAGAGUCAGCGAUCAAGAUGGUCACAACGAACGACCUACUUCUUGGUUCAAUCGAGGGUCUCGAGACCCUUAUGCUGGAGACCUGCUAUCAUAUAGAUGGCGGCAAUAUCCGACGGGCAUGGAUAACGAUGCGUCGUGCUGUUAUGGCAGCACAACUACUGGGUUUGCAUCGACCUGGUGAAGUUCGCUUUAAAGUCAUCCACGACCAGAAGGAUCUCGAUCCAAAGCUUAUGUGGUCAUGUAUCAUUUCCAUGGAACGUCUGUUAUCUUUGCUGAUGGGCCUCCCUACGAGUGCUACGCUUGCGACAGCGUCAGCUCAGGCGACUUCAAUUCCAGCUGGAGGCUGCCAUCUUCCGGCUUUCGUAAGUGAUACAGCAGCCAAGAUCAUCGAAAGGAAUGAGGUAUCUACACCUCAAGAGGCACUGGAAAUGACACGAGAGAUUGACCGAGAACUUAUCACGAAGGGUGAGCAGAUUCCGCCCGAAAUUUGGCGACCAUCCUCGUUCACAGGCCUCACGAUCGACUCGGAGGAAGCAUUUGUGGAGAUUCAACGAUGCUGGGGUCACCUGUAUUACCAGACUCUAGUGAAUCAGCUUCAUUUACCGUACAUGCUGUACUCAAAUGAUGCGCCACAGCGCAUCUACUCGCGUAUUGCAUGCGUCAAUGCUAGCCGCGAGGCUUUGAAUCGACAAAUCGCGCUCCGUACGUUCGAUCCGGUCCAUCCCUGCUGCCGCAUGGGCGAUUUCAUGGCAUUGAUUGCCGGUAUGACACUCAUUCUGGCACAUAUCGUGAGUCAUUCACACACAGAGACGGUGAACAUGUUCGUACAUCAGCGACCUGGUGAUAGAGCCAUCGUGGAGCGAGCUCUUGAUCGCAUGAGUUCCAUGUGCGAAGUGUGCGACGAUGUACUUGCUGCGAAAUGCGCCUCUUUACUCAAGUACUUGCUUGCAGUGGAAGCAGAUGCUGCGCAGUGGCAGAAAUCAGCCGCACAUAAAGUGAUCUGUACGAAUGCAAGCUCCCAAGACCGGAACAGCGUGUUGAUCAUUAAGGUGCCAUAUGUCGGUACCAUCAGAAUUGCUCGGGAGGGAAUCACCUCUAUUCACCCGUGUAUGUCAGGACACGGCCAAGCUUUGGGAGAUGGGCUCACUGUAGGUGGCAUCGGAUCCCUUCACGUCGGUGGCCAGAACGAUGGCUCGUCGGGAGGUAUCGCUCCUCAAGCAGUAAAUCAGAAGGUUCCCAAGGCUUCGAGUCGAGAUCCUGUUGUGCAAACCCCUGAGAUUUCCUCAGGGACUUUGUUUAUGCAGCAGGAUCAGAUGUUUCCAAACGCUGCGGCCACUAUGGAUGAGUGGGUAUUUCAAGGCUUUGACACGGCAUUCUUCGAUGUCUUGAUGCGUGGGGCUGGCGACCAGCAGUUCGAUGGUACUGGGACGGAAAGAUGGGACUUCGGCACAUCCUGA